This is a messenger RNA of Sodiomyces alkalinus F11, 1773 nucleotides long. Its product is annotated as asparaginyl-tRNA synthetase. Gene Ontology annotation, biological process: asparaginyl-tRNA aminoacylation. Gene Ontology annotation, molecular function: asparagine-tRNA ligase activity; nucleic acid binding; ATP binding. NCBI's taxonomy places the organism in Eukaryota, Fungi, Ascomycota, Sordariomycetes, Glomerellales, Plectosphaerellaceae. The record is from RefSeq and is a predicted model, not a curated record. The coding region runs from base 1 to 1773 and encodes 590 amino acids. Gene Ontology annotation, cellular component: cytoplasm. The transcript has 2 exons.
AUGGCAGCUGUGCAGGAGCUCGCCGAGCGAGUCAAACAUGAUGGGGAGAAGGUUUUUAUUGACACCGACUCCGGCUCUGACGAAGCUGCUGCGGACGGCUCCGAGACCGCCCCCUUCAAGACCCUUGCUCAUGCCUACGUCGUCAACCACCACAAGCCUGCCGGCUCCGUCGAGUUCCUCAUCCGCGCCUCCCAGACCGGCGCUGUAGGUCCAGACGAGGAUCCUUCCGUUCGCCUUCAGUGGAAAGAGCCAGCCAAGAGCGCGGUAAAGAAGGCACAGAACCAACUCGAUGGUUUCCGCAAGAAGCUGGCCAAGCAAGCGCAGGUGGAAGCAGCCCAAGAGGAGAAGCGCAAGCAGCGCGAACAAGUUCUUGAGGCAGCGAAGAACAUUACCCUCACCAAGCCCGCCUGGCUUCCCGAGGCCAAGAAGACACGGAUUGGCAACAAAGACCUCCGCCUCGGCGAAGGAGAUACCCCUGGCGACCGCGUCAAGGUAGCCGGCCGUAUUCACCGUCUGCGGCCCCAGAAGCAUGCCACAUUCAUUACCCUGAUCGACGGCUAUGGCCAUCUGCAGUGCGUGCUCCAGGCUGGCGACCUGACCAAGACGUACGAUGCCAUGACUUUCGCCCAAGGCACGUCCCUGUGGCUGUACGGCGAGAUGUGCAAGGUCCCCGAGGGCCAGUCUGCCCCCGACGGCCGCGAACUGCACGUCGAGUACUACGAGGUCAUCGGCGCCUCGCCCUCUGAGGAGGACGCCAUCACCAACCGGGUCUCUUCCCAGCAGAACCAGUGGGACCCUGCCAUGCUUGACCAGCGCCACCUGGUCCUUCGUGGCGACAACGCAUCCGCGCUGAUGAAGCUCCGCGCCGCGGUCGAGUGGGCUUUCGUCAAGACCUACAAGGAGAUGAACAUCACCAAGGUGUCACCGCCAGCCCUCGUGCAGACCCAGGUCGAGGGCGGCGCCACGCUCUUCUCCGUUCCGUACUACGACGAGUCCGCCUAUCUCACGCAGUCAUCGCAGCUCUAUCUGGAGACUGUGCUCCCCAGCCUGGGCGACGUCUACUGCAUCGAGAAAUCCUUCCGCGCCGAGCACAGUCUUACCCGUCGCCACCUCUCCGAGUACACGCACGUCGAGGCCGAGCUCGACUUCAUCGACUUCACGGACCUGCUUGACCACAUCGAGGAGGUCACGUGCCGCGUCAUCGACAAUGUUCUCAGCGACCCGGAAAGUGCCGCUCAUGUCAAGGAGCUGAACCCGGAUUUCCAGAAGCCGGUCCGUCCCUUCAUGCGGAUGAAGUACGCCGAGGCGAUCGACUGGCUCAAUGCCCAGGACCCGCCCAUCCUCAACGAAGAAGGCAAGCCGCACGUCUUCGGUGACGACAUUGCCGAAGCUGCCGAGCGCAAAAUGACGGACAUAAUCAACAAGCCCAUCUUCCUCACCCAUUUCCCGGUCGAGAUCAAGGCGUUUUACAUGAAGAAGGACCCCAGCGAUCUCCGGGUCACCGAGAGCGUCGAUGUCCUCAUGCCGGGUGUCGGUGAGAUUGUCGGCGGGUCGAUGAGGAUGGAGGGCUACGAGGAACUCCUCGCUGCAUACGAGAAGCAGGGCAUCCCCGCGAAGGACUAUUACUGGUACACCGACCAGAGGAAGUAUGGCACUUCGCCUCACGGCGGCUACGGUUUGGGUCUCGAACGUUUCCUGGCCUGGAUGGCCAACCAGCAUACUGUCAGGACAGCAUGCUUGUACCCGCGAUACAUGGGACGGUGCAAGCCUUAA